This is a messenger RNA of Durio zibethinus, 3040 nucleotides long. RefSeq lists its product as uncharacterized. NCBI's taxonomy places the organism in Eukaryota, Viridiplantae, Streptophyta, Magnoliopsida, Malvales, Malvaceae. Gene Ontology annotation, molecular function: S-adenosylmethionine-dependent methyltransferase activity. The record is from RefSeq and is a predicted model, not a curated record.
CCCAACAAUCCCAAUAAGUAACACUCGCGAAAAGGAAACCUCAAAAUCCCGCAGCCCAAGCAGGCAGCGAUAGCAAUGGCCUCCAACUCCCUCCCUCCGUAAACAGCAAAUACAAAUCCCUCCACAAAAUGCAAUCCCAUUUUGCCCUUCCUUUCCAUCUCUAUUUCCCAAUUCCUUCCUCUCCUUCUCUUUCCACAACUCUCGUCGGAGCCAACCAUACCUCUGCUCGCUUCUGCUCCCGCUAAUCCACCUCCCUCUCUUCGUAUCGUCUUCUGCACAUUUAUAUAUUUUUUCUUUUGGUAAUCAAAAUCAGACUACAAAAGAUACACUUCAAACAGGGAAAAGCCCCCCUUUUUGAUUGCCUGUUCUCUGUAUAGUUACUACUCCCAUGGAACCUACUACAGGGAAGCCGAGCCUUUUGAGGAAUAUUCUGGCGCGUGCUCUUCUUUUUGGUGUAUUCGUCAUAGUCGUCCGAUUCGCUUAUGUGGUUACCAUCACCGGCGAAUCUUGCAAUCUCGGAGACUUCUGCUUCUUCUCCUUGCCGCAGAAUCUCAACUUCGUCCUUUCCGGCACCGGAGUCUUCGCUAUCGUCGGAAACGACGCCCUUCCCCGAUCUAAUCCUCGCAGUGAUCUCUACACCAGCAAAGAGUGGGUCAAGGCUGUCCAUUUCUAUUCUUCGGUUUUCCAAGAUCUGAUAUCUGAGGGUUACCUCUCGCCUCACUCUAAGUCUCUCUGCGUAGAGACUCCCUUCGGACAGGAAGUUUUCGCCUUGAAAGAGAUUGGCGUGGAGGACCCCAUCGGGAUUUUCAAGAAAGCGGCCAGGCCUUUGGUAAUUAAAGGGGAGGGGCAUCAAAUACCGUUCGAUGCUAAUACUUUUGACUUCAUAUUCUCUGGCGGUGCCCGCCUCGACGUAUCAGCUCGACCGUCAGAUUUUGCAUCAGAGAUCGCUCGGACCCUGAAACUCGAAGGGUUUGCGGUGGUCCACAUCAAGGCCAAUGAUACGUAUAGUUUCAAUUCUUUUCUUGAUUUGUUCAAUUCUUGCAAACUAGUUAAAAUGCUUGACAUUGAUGGUUUUGAUUCAUCAAUGCCUUAUAUUAGAGAAAUUGUUUUGAAAAAAGAGAUUGAAAUUCUUGACCAUGGGGAAAGAAAGAUUCUCGAUGGUGACUCUGAUAAUAAGUGCUCCGUUCCGGAGCAUAAACGGGAACUAGUCCAGAAGGCGGAGCCGCUGAUUGAGGAGGAGCCCUUAAAGCCAUGGAUUACCUUGAAAAGGAAUAUAAAGAAUGUAAAGUAUUUGCCAUCAAUGGUUGAUAUAAGUUUCAAGAAUAGGUAUGUUUAUGUUGAUGUUGGGGCUAGGAGUUAUGGUUCUAGUAUUGGAAGCUGGUUCAGGAAACAAUAUCCCAAACAGAACAAAACCUUUCAUGUCUAUGCUAUUGAGGCUGACAAAGCUUUUCAUGAACAAUAUGAAUCGAAGAAGAAGCUGGUUACAUUGUUGCCAUAUGUAGCAUGGGUUAGGAAUGAGACACUGUCUUUUGAGAUUAAUCGUGAUCCUGGCCAGGAAGAAGUGAAUGAGCUUAAGGAUAAAGGCAGAGGGAUGGGCAGAAUUCAACCUGUGAAAUCGAGCCAAGGUGAACUAAAUGAUGUGGUUGAUGAGAUUCAGGGGUUUGAUUUUGCAGACUGGUUGAAGAGCACUGUUAGGGAGAGGGAUUUUGUGGUGAUGAAGAUGGAUGUUGAAGGAACUGAAUUCGACUUGAUACCGAGGUUGUUUGAAACGGGAGCAAUCUGUCUGGUUGAUGAGAUUUUCCUUGAAUGCCAUUAUAAUAGGUGGCAGAGAUGUUGCCCUGGUCAGAGGAGUACAAAAUAUGAGAGGAAUUACGGCCAAUGCUUGGAACUGUUUACUUCCCUCAAAGAAAGUGGUGUGCUUGUUCAUCAGUGGUGGUGACUCGUAGCAGCUCUGCAUGUUCUGUAAUGUUUUUUCUUCUCCCCUUUAGAGCCCAUAGUUUUUUCUUUUUGAUGUUUUUUAUUGUCUAGUUUCCCUUUUUGUUUCAUUUAUUGUCCAGAUUCCUAUAUUUAAGAGAUGUAGCUGCAAAUGAAAAUUUAUCACAUAGUUGCCUGUCUCAUUGUUCUUCCUUAAGUCUUAGUUUGCGCAUUUAGGCCUUAAAAGUGUACAUAUAACAGUUUUCUGUGCUUUUAGCAUGCAAUUGAUUUCUGAAUUCUUUCUGAUUCAAGAUUUCAUACAUUUGGUUUUUGACAGAAUCUCUCCCUGACAAAUGUCUAGGAGCAUGUCACGUGUAUAGUUUUAUUAUAUGAUUUAUGCUAACCGGGAAGUUUAUGCUAUUUUAAUACGUCUAGAAGCUGGCAGUUGAUUUCUUACUAGUGGCAUCUAGAGAUUGAGUUGCAUUGAAAGUUUUGGGCGACGGAAAAUGUUCAUCUUGAAGCUACUAUAUGCAGAUCCUGCAUGAAACCUUUUCUUCUGUCAUUACAUCUAGGUACAGCCUGGUCCAUGAGUAGCACGUACUAGUUUGCUGGAGACCAUUUUUAUGGAGAUUGGUUAAAUAUCUUGGGAGCUCACUCCCUUUCAUCAAUUCAAGGUCUUCGUUAAUGCUUUGAAGCCUAUUUUUUGUUUUUCAUUGUGGUAUACAGCAUUAUAUUAUUUCAGCAUUAUUUUUUAUUAUUUAAAAAUCCUGAAUGUGAUAUCGAUGAAUGUGUACACUUUUAUAGAUGUAAAAGUUUGAUGCAUGAAAUGUACAAUCCAAGAUAGAGUACAUCGGUAUACGAAGCACAACUGUUAAUUCUGAAUGGGAAGAAAAUUUCAUCCAUUUUUACUUUUGAAUGAGAGAAAGUCACAUUAGUGUAGACUUGUCAACUUAAAGAAAAGUAUUAAAGAUGUGUAUUUACUUAUUCACGCAAAAUAUUACUACCAUAUCUUGGAUGUAACGAAAAGAUCCCUUCCCUCAAGUCCUGCGUCUAUUGCUGCCUUUGAUUGCAUGGCCGCCAACCUGAAGGAAGAAAGAAAAUUUCAAAGAGAUUUGCUUGUCGGGCA